AGCUGGAAAGAGGGAAGCUGCAGUAGAGGAAUGGCAGUGAGGGGAAGCAGAGAGAGAUUGCUUACCCCCUCUCUCCUGCUGGUGGAUUGUAAAAAGGGGACUAUGUGUUUGGUGGAAAGGUGGUGGGAGCACAGCCUGUAAAUAAAAGCACCAGGUUUCCUGAAUUGGGUCCAGGAGGAAGAGCACACACAACAGGAGAUUUUGCUCGUCAGAGUUUCCAAACAUCCUAAGAAGUUAUUUGCCACUAUGAUGCCUGGAGGCUUAACCGAGACCAAACCCGCAACUCCAGAAAUCCAAGAGCUUGUUGACCAGGUGAAGCCACAGCUGGAAGAGAGAGUGACAAAGACGUAUCCAGUCUUUGUAGCCCUAAAAUAUAGAACUCAGGUGGUUGCUGGAACAAACUACUUCAUUAAGGUCUCCAUCAGCAACAGCACCGAUGAGUGUGUACACUUGAGGGUGUUCCAAAGCCUUCCUUAUGUGAACCAGGGGCCCAGUCUUACCAGCUAUCAGAGUGGUAAAACCAAAAAUGAUCCACUGAGCGAUUUUGAAUGAGAUGCUUGGGAUAGGCUCUUUGUUGCUCUUUCUGCAAACUCCGAGCUCAUAGCGCCAGUGCCAAUACAUGAAGGAAAUUAAAUUUAUCUGAUUUUGAAAACUAA
This is a messenger RNA of Dermochelys coriacea (leatherback sea turtle), 656 nucleotides long. RefSeq names its product cystatin-A-like. The transcript is spliced from 5 exons. The record is from RefSeq and is a predicted model, not a curated record. Gene Ontology annotation, molecular function: cysteine-type endopeptidase inhibitor activity. Gene Ontology annotation, cellular component: cytosol. The coding region runs from base 247 to 552 and encodes 101 amino acids. Lineage: Eukaryota; Metazoa; Chordata; Testudines; Dermochelyidae.